AGGAGGAGCUCAGAGGGAGCAGCUGUAUUGCCUCAGAAAGAUGGAGAGAGUGAUCGUAGCGAUGCAGGAUCCUGACAUGGGGAUGAAGAUGAGAAACCAGAGACUCCUCAUCACCGUUAUACCACACGCCAUGACCGGUAAUGAUGUCAUUGGGUGGCUGAUUCAGAAAUACAACAUAACAGAGGAAGAGGCGGGCCACCUGGGAGGACUCCUGGUGCAGUAUGGGUACAUCUAUCCUCUGAAGGAGCCGCGCUCUCUACUACUGCGAUCUGAUGACUCUCCUUACCGCUUCCAGGCUCCAUAUUUCUGGACCAGUAGCCGUUGGCCUGCCUCAGAGCUGGACUAUGCGAUCUAUCUGGCGAAGAAGAACAUCAGGAAACAGGGAGAGUUGGUGGACUAUGAGAAGGAGAACUACAGCAUCCUGCACAAGAGGAUUAACCACACCUGGGACUUUGUAGUGAUGCAGGCUAGGGAACAGCUCAGAGCCUCUAAGCAGAGAAAGAAGUCUGACCGUAUUGUUCUGGAGUGUCAGGAACAAGCCUACUGGCUGAUCAACAAACCAUGUCCAGGGGCGUUUGACGUGUUGGAUCUAGGACCUGAGAGAUGCAACGUCCUCAGCUCCCGAGUCACACUGAACGCUGAGCACUACAAGAGAGAGAUUGAACACAGUAGAAGAGCUCUGGGGAGAAACCGUGUCAAGUCCUCGAUCUGUCUUGAGAGCUUCAUGAAGUACAGUGAGCAGUACCUCCACCAUGACCCCAUCAUGUUAGGCUGUCUCCCUAGCAACCCCUGGAUAUCUGACGACACCUCACACUGGACCAUCAACACUGACAUGGUGGAAACUCCAACGAGGCUGAGAGUGGAGCGCUGGAGUUUCAGCUUCAUGGAACUUCUGAACGACUCGAUAGGAAGAAGAGAGUUUAUGAUCUACCUGGAGAAAGAAUUCAGUGCGGAGAACCUGUGUUUCUGGGUGGCCUGUGAGGACCUGAGACAUGGCGAGAGCUCCAAGAUCAUCCUGAAAGUAGAGGAGGUUUACAAGACCUUCCUGGCCCCGGGGGCAGCUCGCUGGGUGAACAUUGACAGUAAGACCAUGGAGAGAACGCUGGAGGGAUUCAAACAUCCUCAUCGCUUCGUUAUGGAUGACGCCAAGAUGCACAUCUACUUCCUCAUGAAGAAGGACUCCUAUCCCAGAUAUCUGAAGUCCGAGCUGUAUAAGAACAUGCUGGCCAAAGCCAUCGUUCCCCUGGAGACCAAGAAGAGUGUAUUUCCCUUCAUGAGGCGCCAGCAUCACUCUAGCCCCUCUCCUGCCAUGGUUACCCAAGCAACAGAAGAUGAUGGAAAGGCUAAAGGGGCGGGACCAACAGGAAUAAGCUUUGCAACCAACUCUCAGGUCUAAUCGCCAUGGUAACACCACAACCACCACGUCCAUAACAACCAGAUCUGGUCACCAUUGUAUCACUAUAGCAACCAUUCAAGACCCUGUAUCUACUUUUAGAAGUAAUAAUAUUGUCUAGUAGUUCUAUCUAUAAAUAUAGAACUAUGGGUAUAGUUUAUAGAGACAAUCUGAAACAUUUCCAAUAUUCAAUUAAUGUAGAUUUAAGGCCAGUUUAUACUUGGUCUAAUGACAUGUCUUGUCGCUGAAGUGUCGCUGACCUUCAAUUUAUACUCCUGUGGAAUGUCUGUAGACCGUCGUUGCGACUGUCAGUUUCCUUGUUGCAGAGACAUGAAAAAAGUUUACGUUUCUGUGACUGUCGCAACGUCCGUUGUCGUGGUUACCGAACUGCCACAGCAACUAGACCAAAUCCUCCUGUGACAAGACGAUGCAGGAGUUCAAAAUCCUCCGAUAGAACGACCUAGUUUUAUUUUGUCACCCUGUGGCAGUCAGCUAUUUUCUGUAAGCUCGCAAUUAACUUGUAAAUAAGGAUGUUGUGGGUUUAUUUUCCUGUAAUAAUGAAUAAAAAGUAAAGUAGUUAAAGUCAAGACGUUGUCAGCUAUACUCCGGUCAUUAUUUGAACUGGCUAACUAGCCAGCAACGAACCAAAACAUUGUUUAGAAUGUUUGACAUUUACUGAAUUCAUUUUUAAAUGGAUGGGUUUAUUGGUGUUAAAAUAGAGAAAGUAUACUACUUGGAGCACCGGGCUGAUGAUGUCAUGCAAAGGCUGUCGUUUUGAGCUUAUACUUUUUCAGAAUGAAAACCACAAGUUUGAUGUCGGAUGACAAUUGUUGAUAUGUCGAUAGACAGAGUGUAAACCAGCCUUUAGACGACCCCUUAAUUUAGAACAAUAUGACUGAUGAACACCUCAAACAGUUAUAGGGGUUCAUCAGUCAACUGUCAUAUCUUAUCAUAAUAACUGACAUACCUUAUCAUAAUAACCGACAUACCUUAUCAAAAUAACUGGCAUACCUUAUCAUGAUAACUGUCAUUCCUUAUCAUAAUAACUAGCAUUCCUUAUCAUAAUACCUAUCAUACCUGAUCAUAAUAUCUUUCGUACCUUAUCAUAAUAACUUUUAUACCUUAUCAUAAUAACUGAAAUACGGUA
Molecule: messenger RNA, 2540 nt
Organism: Coregonus clupeaformis (lake whitefish)
Lineage: Eukaryota; Metazoa; Chordata; Actinopteri; Salmoniformes; Salmonidae
Gene: rgs11
Product: regulator of G protein signaling 11
Exons: 17
Coding region: 41-1396 (451 amino acids)
Biological process (GO): intracellular signal transduction; regulation of G protein-coupled receptor signaling pathway; G protein-coupled receptor signaling pathway
Source: RefSeq, a predicted model, not a curated record